GGAUACAGCUGCCAAGAACAUGGAAGGGAGUGAACCAGAAGAUUAAGCACCCUGCUGUGGGAAGCCUGGCAAACAUGAAGAUGCUCUGGGUGCUGCUGGUGCUGAGCUCGGUGCCGGGUGCCCCCGCGGUGCCUGCCCAGCGCCACUCGUGCCACAAGCGGCCCCUCCGGGAGCACAGCUGCCACAGCGUCCCCGCGGGCACGGACAGCCUCCGGCACGUCCACGAUGCUCUGCCACACCACUUCUGGGAAGGGAAGGGCUGCCAGGUCAUCUGCUACUGCAACCUGAAUGAACUGCUCUGCUGCCCCAAGGAUAUUUUCUUUGGACCAAAGAUAUCUUUUGUGAUCCCCUGCAACAGUCAAUGAUUCGAGUCUGCAAGUGAAGAUAACAGACAUCACUCUACGAUCAUGUAAUAAUGUUUUCAAGGGUAAAACAAAACUACACCAACAAAAAAACUUCCUUUCUAAUCACAAGCCAUUGCCUCAUUUUAUACUGUAAAAAGAAUUUCUUUUCUAUACCUUUAUAGAAUAUCAAAUUCCUAAGAAGUUUUCUUUUCAAAUCUGGUAGCUGACCUAAUUUCAAUAAAGCCAUUUCCAUGGUUUAACAGAUUGUACAAGCUCUUAAUGUGUCCUAAUAUUGCAUACCCCAGCAAAAAGCAUAACUCUUCUUACUCAGCACAAUAUCCUUAGUCUGGACAAAGAAACUUCAAGCCUAAGCCUUCAUGUUGUUAGGAACAUGACUCUCAGAGCAACUUAUGGCAGUGCAGCUUCCUAUUCCAUUAUUGCCAUCACACUUUUAAUGCCAUUUUAGGCUGAAGCCACUCAAUCCCUGGCACUUCUGAAGUAAAGCUCCCACGUUCUGUUUAGGCAUCUUAAAAUACAUGCACAUACAAAAGGCCUGUAUUUCCAUAUUUGAAAGUAUUUCACUGGAAUUUAAAAAAAAAAAAGAGUAAAAAUUGACAUUAACAGUACUAAAGCACACUUGGGUCUUGUGUCUACCUGGUCACCUGCCUUGACUGUGCAAUCUCUAAACUCUUAAAUUGCUUAAUCUUAGCAGUGAAUGUUUAAAAAUAUUAGAACAACAGAUUUUUUCAUUCAAGCUCUGUUUGGAAUACAGUACUCCAAAGUAAGUUAAAAUGCUGGCGUUUUUAGGCUAGCCCUGUAAGGCAAUAGCUACAGAAAGCACAGAGAUAAUCAUCUUAAUAUUUAAAAGGUAUUGUGAUCUAUGAGAUAGAUACAGAGAGAUAAAUUUUGACCAUUAUAUGGCAAUCUGUAUUGGCAUGUGUUGAGGGGUGACCACAUAAUUUUAAGCAGUCACCUGAACAAGCCAGGCUUACAGGUAGCAAGCCUGACUCG
This is a messenger RNA of Melozone crissalis (California towhee), 1355 nucleotides long. RefSeq names its product stimulator of chondrogenesis 1 (gene SCRG1). Bases 75 to 365 code for a protein of 96 amino acids. The transcript has 3 exons. The record is from RefSeq and is a predicted model, not a curated record. Lineage: Eukaryota; Metazoa; Chordata; Aves; Passeriformes; Passerellidae.